AUAUAUAUAUUCGUUUCGAACAAGAUGACGGCAUGACAUGUAGGUUCUAGUAGAAUAUAAUUGAUCACCAACACCCUGGUGUGCUUUCUUUACAGUUAAUACAAUUUCGAAGACAAUUGUCUUUUCAAUAGGAAGUAUGUAUAGUAAAAAUAAGGGGUUUAAAUAGCAAUGUCGUAUAACAUUUACCAAAAUAGAAGGAUCGCAGUGUUCUCCCUCCUCCUCUUCUUCUCUCCUUCUGUGAAUUAUUUCCCUUCAAAGGUCUACAAAGAUGCUCUCCAUCGGCCGAUCGAGUCAUUUGUAACUCCAUCAAUGGCUGCUAUGCUGCGUAAAUUGAAGAAAUUUCUCUCAUUCUGGUCCACCUCCAAAGCUGAUCCCAAUCGCGCUCAAGACACCGCCGAACCCGACGAUAACGUCGGUUCAUCCGUGUUGCGCCGCGCACGUUCAUCGGCUUCCACUUCCUCCUUCACAUCUCGCCUCUCCCGCAGCUUCAGCCACCUGCCCUCUAAGAAAACAUGUGUUAUAUGCUUGAGGACCCUUAGAUCAGGACAUGGCGAAGCUAUUUUCACCGCUGAGUGUUCCCACACAUACCACUUCAAUUGCAUCAUGGAGAACAUUGUACAUGGAAAUCUCCGGUGUCCCAUUUGUCGAGCUGAAUGGAAAGAGAUCCCGUUUCAAGCCACUUCUAAUGUGCCCGACCUGCGACAAAAUAACUUUGGGCGGGCUAGAGUGUCUCCCUAUAAUGGCUCUCCUGUAGAUGUCUAUGCUUUUGGAUCCUGUCAUGACCCAUUACCAUCAAAUCCACCCCACCUAGAGCCUGAUAUCUUCUCAGAUGAUGAAGCACUCCCAACUAUCACUGCAGCCCCUGACUCAAGCUGCAACUCUCGGUCUAUUACUCUUAAGGCCUUUCCAGAAUAUGAAGCUGUUUCUACUUCAGAUUUUGUAUCUAAGUUUGCUGUUCUUGUGCGUGUUACGGCACCACCACUUCACAAUGAUGCUCAGUGCCUCAAUCGUGCACCCGUUGACCUUGUCUUGGUGCUGGACCUUAGUGGCAGCAUGAGUAGCAAGCUUUCACUUCUCAGGCAGGCAGUCCACUUCAUUAUACAAAAUUUGGGCCCUUCAGAUCGACUUUCACUUGUGACAUUCUCUUCAACAGCUAAAAGAAUUGUGCCCCUCCGAAGAAUGUAUGACUCUGGCCGUGAAGAUGCCAUUAAUGCAGUAAAUUGUCUUUUUUGCUGUGGGGGUACUAAUAUUGUUGAAGGACUCAAGAAAGGGAUUCGGGUUCUGGAAGAAAGGCGUGAACGCAAUCCAGUUGCAAGCAUUACCCUCUUGUCUGAUGGGAAGGACACAUACUCCCUUAGUUCCAAAAACCAAUGCAACAGUGAGCAUAAUCCGGAUUCUUCAAAUCCAAGUCAGAAAUUGGAUUAUGUGAAACUAUUGCUUGCUUCCAUUUGUUGCAGCAACGCAGCAUCCAGAGAUGAGCCCCAACAACCAAUAAUCCCAGUUCACACUUUUGGUUUUGGUUCUCAACAUGAUUCCACCACAAUGCAUGCUAUAGCCGAUGCAUCGGGUGGCACAUUUUCUUUUAUUGAGUCCAUUGACAUAUUACAAGAUGCUUUUGCAAGAUGCAUUGGUGGCUUGCUCAGUGUUGUGGCUCAAGACCUCAGAAUCACAAUCAAGUCUGUAGCACCUGGAGUUAACCUUGGAUCUAUACCUUCUAUUCCUGUAUCUUCUGAUGUUGAAGGCGAGCAAAGGUCAAAACCCUUGUCUUUGCUGGAUUUGUGUUGUUCACACAAAAGUUGUGUGUCCAUGGAGACGGUACAGGUGGAAGGUGAGAGAGUUCAUAUAUUGCGACCUGCGUUUUUAUCUCCUAUGGACAAGGUAGUAUGCUUGGAGGUUGAUCGGCAGAAAAAUCGUCUCUUGGUGGCGGAAGCUAUUGCAAAUGCACAAGCAAUGGCUGAAUUGAGAGAUUUAAAUGGUGCUCAGGCUAUGCUGGCAGAGCAGAGAUCAGCCCUAUCAACUUCAGCAUCAGCCCAAGCAGGGGAUGCUCUCUGCAAUUGGCUUGAAGCUGAGCUACGAGAAAUUCAAGAAAGGAUGACAAGUGUCCAAUUGUAUGAGCAAACAGGGCGUGCAUAUGCACUUUCAGGGUUGAGCUCACACUCCAGGCAGCGAGCCACAACUAGGGGUCAGACGGACUCAAAUACAAACACAACAACAAGCUAUGAAACACCGUCUAUGGUUAGCAUGGUGUCAAAGUCACAGGUUCUCAACCUUGCACAUGGUGCGCAACCACGUCUACUUAACAAGUCCAGCAGCUUGAGUCAAACGUGCUAGAUAAAGGUUUAAUUUCACCUGAGUCGGCCAAUUUUUUCGUUGGGGAAUUUAACAUGGGGCAGAGGGGUUCAAUUCAAUCACAGUUAGCCUUUUGCUCUUUUUAAGCUGGUUAUUUACUGCUUUUAAUGUUGAUUCUUUUGGGGUGGUUUAUAUUGUGCCUAGGUUGAAUAUUACCAGAAAAUGUUAUUUGGUCUGUGCAAGGAGAAUCAACUCAAAGCUUCAUACAAUUGUGGGGAUCUUUACGACUUAUAGCCGACUGUUUUGGGUUCAAUCCAUUCUUGGGUGAAAUGAAAUAAAUGCGGAUAGUUUACC
Tripterygium wilfordii is the source of this 2643-nucleotide messenger RNA. Its product is annotated as E3 ubiquitin-protein ligase WAV3-like. NCBI's taxonomy places the organism in Eukaryota, Viridiplantae, Streptophyta, Magnoliopsida, Celastrales, Celastraceae. The transcript has 2 exons. The record is from RefSeq and is a predicted model, not a curated record. The coding region runs from base 169 to 2331 and encodes 720 amino acids.